CCCUUAUAUCCGCGCAUGCCCCGUGAGGGCCCCAAGAUGGCGGCGGCGGCGCCGGGAGGCGGUGGCUCCUGCGGGGGAGGGGCGGGGGCCGGCGGGGGUCCCGGGAGCACCGGGAACGGCACCGGGAGCGCCGGGAACAACGGCGGCAUGGAGGUGGAUGGGGCAGGCGUGGCGCAGGUGAUGGCCGGAGGAGUGACCGGCAGCGUGUCCGUGGCCCUGCACCCCCUGGUCAUCCUCAACAUCUCCGACCACUGGAUCCGCCUGCGCUCCCAGGAGGGCCGAAAUGGGCAGGUGAUUGGGGCUCUGAUCGGGCGCCAGGAGGGCCGGAACAUCGAGGUGAUGAAUUCCUUCGAGCUGCUGGCCCACGGCUCGGGGGGACACGUGCUCAUCGACAAGGAGUACUACUACACCAAGGAGGAGCAGUUCAAGCAGGUGUUCAAGGACCUGGAGUUUUUGGGGUGGUACACGACAGGGGGACCCCCUGAGCCCGCUGACAUCCACGUGCACAAACAGGUGUGUGAGAUCAUCGAGAGCCCCCUGUUCCUGAAGCUCAACCCCAUGACCAAGCACACUGAUCUCCCCGUCAGCGUCUUCGAGUCCGUGAUCGACAUCAUCAACGGGGAGGCCACCAUGCUGUUUGCUGAGCUGCCCUACACCUUGGCCACCGAGGAGGCCGAGAGGAUCGGGGUGGAUCACGUGGCCAGGAUGACAGCGACGGGGGGAGGGGAGAACAGCACAGGUGAGACCUGAAAUCAUCACAUUUCA
This is a messenger RNA of Catharus ustulatus (Swainson's thrush), 765 nucleotides long. Its product is annotated as COP9 signalosome complex subunit 6-like. The coding region runs from base 16 to 750 and encodes 244 amino acids. Gene Ontology annotation, molecular function: metallopeptidase activity; protein binding. Gene Ontology annotation, biological process: protein deneddylation. The record is from RefSeq and is a predicted model, not a curated record. Gene Ontology annotation, cellular component: COP9 signalosome. NCBI's taxonomy places the organism in Eukaryota, Metazoa, Chordata, Aves, Passeriformes, Turdidae. The transcript is spliced from 7 exons.